Molecule: messenger RNA, 615 nt
Organism: Sphenostylis stenocarpa
Lineage: Eukaryota; Viridiplantae; Streptophyta; Magnoliopsida; Fabales; Fabaceae
Source: the annotation of a GenBank genome assembly
AUGGCUACCCUUUUGAGCGUGCUCUAUGUUGUCUUGGCUGUGAUGAAUAGCCCCGUCAAAAUAGCUGCUAGGGAAUUCAGAGUGGGUGGUGACUUGGGUUGGCAUGAACCUGCCCCCAAUGACACUGCAUUUUAUAAUCAAUGGGCUUCAAUCAACAGGUUUCAAGUUGGUGACUCUUUAGUUUUUGAGUACCAGAAUGAUUCAGUUGUGAUUGUGGAGAGAUGGGAAUACUUUCACUGUGACUCAACCAGCCCCAUCAACAUGUUUGACGAUGGGAACAGCACAGUGAUUCUUGACAGCCCUGGGAUGUUCUACUUCAUCAGUGGAACUGAAGAUCGUUGCCAGAAAGGGGAGAAAUUGAUUGUAGAAGUCAUGUCACCACACCCAAUUACAAAGUCUCCACCCUCCAUUGCUUCAAUUCCACCACAAGCUUUCCCACCAUCGCCUCCUUCUCAUAGCCAUGGCUCAAGGGUUUCUGUGCACAAUUGUGAUGUUUUAAACAGCCAAGACGAUUAUCAUCAUGUGACAUGUUCGAUAAAACCAUCUAUUGUUUCCGAUUUUUUUGAGGAAGACACACGAUUAAGCCACAUAAGGAAGGGGGUUGAAGAUGAAUAG